UUGGAGGUGACCAGAGAGAUAUACCUGCUGGAGCGCGUGCUACCGAUUCAGCCUCGGUGUUUUGGGCGGGUCGAGACGGAGCAGCAGCGAUGGAGUGGUUCGGGACUGGAAACUCCCCUAUGUUUCCCGAAGAAGAAGAGGGUUAUAGUGCCUCUGCCUCUUCUGUGCCAAGUAGCUUUCACAGCUCAUCACUGCAGGAGGUUGCCAGUGCAGAGUCCAUGGUGUCCCUGUGCCAGAGGCAGCAGCAGUGUGUGAAGGCCUCUGUUUCCAGCUGGCAGUUAGUGGAGGCUCAGGACCAGAUGUGUGGGAUGGAGCUGCACGGCUCCGAGAGCGUCGAACAGGAGCGCGCCCGCGCUGUCGCCGGCCAAUCGGAGCUCUCGCAGACUGAACAUGAGUGGCGCCGGAAGGAGAGCAUGCUGGGAGGCAGCAGGAGCCCUGUGCUCAGCGCUGACAGCAGCCGGGACAUGUUCGACAAGAGUAUUAUUAAUAGUAAAAACGUUGAAUUGGAGGUUCACGACAAGAGCAAAACCUUUGUUCAGAAGUAUGAAAAAGAAUUGAGACAUUUUGGCAUGUUGCGGAGGUGGGAUGACAGCCAACGCUUCCUGUCUGACCUGCAUCACCUCAUCUGUGAGGAGACGGCCAACUACCUGAUCCUCUGGUGCUUUAGACUUCAGGCCGAAGAGAAAGAGGCAUUGAUGGAGCAGGUCGCUCACCAGGCUGUUGCUAUGCAGUUUAUCCUGGAGAUGGCCAGCACCUCCCAGCAGGAUCCCAGAGGCUGCUUCCGUCACUUCUUCCACAAAGCCAAAGCUGGACAAGAGGGGUACUUAAACGUCUUCCAUGCUGAGCUAGAAGCCUUUAAGCAGAGAGUAAAAGAGUACACCGUCAAGUUCAAAGGAGAGACCCUCUCCAACGACACACCGCUCCAGAGCAGUACAGCAUGCUGUCAUCUGGAUCCCAAAGAGGUUCUGGAAUCUUUACCCCCAGAACUGAAGGCAGGGUUCCAGCUGCAAGACAUGCAGAUUCUCCAGAAUGUUCUCAGCACCAUGAAUCCACAGGUGGCAGAGUACCAUGUGAAGCGUUGUCUGGAGUCUGGCUUGUGGACGAACAAAGAAGGGAGACGGUCCAAGGAGGAAGUUAAUCCAGAAACAGACGACCUGCGCAUGAUGGAGACAUAACGACUGUGGUGCACGCUCCCUCCAUCUCUCCCAUAGGAAAAGGGCUGAGCUCCCCACAGAGACUUAUUUUUGUAUGCAGCAGAAUCUGCGCCUGAAUGUGUCUUGCACUUUAUAUUUGUUCAAAACAAUCUAUUUAAAGAAGGUGAGUGGUAGGUAUUUUGAGGCACUUACCUUACCUUACCUUUUCUCAGAUAGCUAGAGUAUCUCUACUCAUGACAUAUCUUGAUUGUUUUAGCAGAGUGAACCUUGCUUUGUAAGGAAGUCAUCUUUACACAUGAAUUUACAAGAACUACUUCAAACUUUUGAGAAUUGUUUUUGUUUAUAUAUUUUGGGGUAUUCCUGUGACUCCGUUAAUCAACCUUAUGGGUGUGAAGAAGGGAGAUAACAGUCCAUCUACAGUAGGCUUCACAAGUAGGAAGUCUAGCGGUUAAGAGCGUUGGGCCAGUAACAGAGAAAUUGGCCGUUCUGCCCUUGACCAAAGCAGUUAACCCCCAACAAUAACUACGGGCGCCAACGACAUGGACGUUGAUUUAAGGCAGCCCCCCCCGCACCGCUCUGAUACAGAGGGGUUGGAUUAAAAGCGGAAGACCCAUUUCGGUUGAAUGACUUGUUGGGAAAAUGACUAGGUAUCCCCCUUUCCUUCCUUUAGUAGGAGGGGUAAAGCCUGAGCAUUACAAUCAAACUUGCUCUUGUCGUAAAUAAAAGUGCACCAUGUUUUGGUUGAAGAAACAAGAGGCCUAAUCCUGGAGUCCUAUUUCUGCAGUCUCUAAUGUUCUGUCCAACACCACUGAGCCACUAGUGCAUGUGGUUAAAACUGUCAUAGACACGUGCAAACGCUCUGGGCCCAUAUUCACAAAGCGUGAGUAGGAGUGCUAGUCUAAGGGCUGGUCAACACCUCUAAUUCAUAAUGGUUUAAAAGGUCUGGGGCCCCCCUUCUAAUUCAUAAUGGUUUAAAAAGCUAAACUGAUCUCAGAUCAGCACUCCUAUUCUGACACUCUGGAUUAGGGCCCUGUGCUCUUUCAGCUCCUGUGUGUCCAGUUUGUCAUUAGGACAAUAUUUAAUGCCGAUAUACUACCAUGGUAGUAUAAUGACGACUUCACUAUGCAAAGCAAUGAGUUUGCUGUUAUUACUUUUGUUACUGCUGGUCACUCAUCCUCAACCAACACUCAUAAAAUGUCUUGCUCUGUCCAUCACAGAAGAAUAAGCUUCUCAACAUAUCAAUGUAUGGCUGCUAAACUCAACUGCUCACAUAAUUGAUUGUGACACUGGAAACCUGUAGAACUUCCUUUGGCUGCCAUAACGUGAAAACAUCCUGUACUAGUCUGUGCUCUGUUUGAAAUAGAACUGCUUUAAAACAACUGUGCAGGGUAAAUGGCUAUAAUACGUUAGGUCUACCUGAACACAUUUUAAACGUUCUGCAAAAAACUAAUGAAAUAAAUGAAUUGAAAUCUG
Molecule: messenger RNA, 2627 nt
Organism: Oncorhynchus tshawytscha (Chinook salmon)
Lineage: Eukaryota; Metazoa; Chordata; Actinopteri; Salmoniformes; Salmonidae
Gene: cdc37l1
Product: cell division cycle 37-like 1
Exons: 9
Coding region: 90-1175 (361 amino acids)
Biological process (GO): protein stabilization; protein folding
Cellular component (GO): cytoplasm
Molecular function (GO): heat shock protein binding; protein-folding chaperone binding
Source: RefSeq, a predicted model, not a curated record